UGGGUCAUUUGGGAGUUUCAGGCAGCUCCAAGGAAUUUAGAAUGGAUACAGCGGUGUUCUGUAUCAUUGUUUUGGCUGGCGUUUGCUGUUCAUCAGCUGAAGUGAACAUGAAAGAGUUACGUGGCAGUGCGACACCUAUUGAUACAACUACAUCCAGGACAACAACGCCCGCAAACAGCCCAGACUCUACCUCUGACAGUUGGUCAGAUCUCCAUCCUUGGGCAGUUUGGGCAACAGAGUUAGAGAAAACUACUAAAUCUACUGCACCAUUGAUACAAAGUACUGAGACUGCCACAACAGUGACUCCUGAGACUAAAGCACACUCAACUGAAGAGUUCCAGGAUGACAAAGACAUGUCCUCUUCUUCAGAGAGUCACUGCGAUGAAGACUUAUCCCAAGCAGAAAUGCAAGAAUUGGCUACAGCAGUGAUGGCAUUUAGCAAGGACCUCCUGAAACAAGUCCACCUGGAAUCCAACACCCCAAAUGUAGUUGUGUCACCUUUGAGCAUUGCUCUCGGGCUCUUACAAUUGUCAUUAGGUGCAGAGAAUGAAACAGAAAGGAAGUUGCUGGAGACACUCCAUGUGGGGUCAUUGCCAUGCCUACACGAGAAGCUGCAUAAAGUCACAAAGCGGUUAAUGCAGACUGCCCUAAGCGUAGCUGCUCGCAUUUAUGUAAGAAAAGAUUUUCAUAUUAAAAAAAACUUCAAAAAGAGGUCUGAGAAGCUGUAUGGAUCAAAACCUGUGAAUCUUGGUCAAAAUAAGAGGCACAAUCUGGAUUCCAUAAACAAGUGGGUCAGUGACGCAACAAAGGGCAAAAUCCCAAACUUUCUUUCCAACAUCCCAGCAGACGUUGUGUUAAUGCUCCUCAAUGCUAUACACUUCAAAGGUGUUUGGAAGAAUAAGUUUGAUCCGUCUAAGACUAGCCAAGAUAUUUUCUAUGUAAAUGAGAAUGAGACUGUGUUGGUGGAUAUGAUGUAUGCAUCCAAGUAUCCCCUGAGCUAUUUUGUGCUGGAGAAGCUGGAUAGUCAGGUGGCCAGGUUGCCUUUUAAAGGAAACACGAGUUUUGUUGUAGUGAUGCCAAUGCAGAUGAAUUGGAACCUCUCUAAGAUUCUGGACAAUCUAAAUAAGACUGAACUUUAUAGUCGAUUACAUAAGGUGAAGCCAACAAGCUUAAGAGUUCCGAAGUUAAAUCUUAACUUUAAACUGGAACUUAGCCACGUCCUGAGCAUCCUUGGACUUGGCCAGUUGUUCACUAGUCCAAAUUUAAAGGGGAUCUCAGAUGAGGCCUUGUUUGUGUCCAGUGUUGAACACCAGUCCACAUUGGAACUCAAUGAGGAGGGAGUUGAAGCUGCUGCAGCCACAUCUGUCGUCACGUCCCGCUCGUUCUCUACUUUUAGCAUCAACCGCCCGUUCUUAUUCUUCCUAAAUGAUGAUAUCACAGGAUUACCUCUUUUCCUGGGGUAUGUUCGUGAGCCCAUUCCUGUCUCUCCGCAGCAAAAAAAGGAACCGCCUUUCACCCUGGAUUACAAGCUCCUCUCAGAAAGUAUCAUACCAAAAUAGGAUAUGUUAGCUCUUAAGAGGUAACGCAUUCACCCCAUGUAGGCCGUUUGGUAUGACCCAUGGAAUGGUCUAAAUUUGGAAGGACUGAAAUGCCGGUGAUGGUCUGUAUUGAGUCAUUUGUGUGUUCCCAUAUGCCAUUUGAUGAAGAACCACACUUCUCACCGUACAGGACUUUGUUAAAUCCUUUUAUGAAGAUGCAUUGUUUGUGUUUUAGUCUACAUAAAUGUUUGCAGUAUCCCUUAAGAUGAGGCACACAAUUUCCCUUUGGAAAUACUGAUAUUUAUCCUUUUGUGUAUGACCAGCUGGCGUCCAUGUUUACCUGGUUUAAUAAAACUUUAAACGUUAUAUUUUUAUUCACCUAAA
Molecule: messenger RNA, 1922 nt
Organism: Pseudophryne corroboree (corroboree frog)
Lineage: Eukaryota; Metazoa; Chordata; Amphibia; Anura; Myobatrachidae
Gene: SERPINF2
Product: serpin family F member 2
Exons: 8
Coding region: 42-1559 (505 amino acids)
Biological process (GO): negative regulation of fibrinolysis; negative regulation of endopeptidase activity
Molecular function (GO): serine-type endopeptidase inhibitor activity
Source: RefSeq, a predicted model, not a curated record